CAGGGUCGUCCAACACCACAAUCUUUCGACUUUCCUCUUGUCUGCGCGACGACGCAAGCGAGUUGUUCUGUGCGGGCCGAGUUUAUAAGCUGCACUUGCCUCUCGAGGGUGUCUCUCCCCUUCUAGCCUGUCCAGCGUCUUUUUGUUGAUUCACCAUUGCGACACGGGCUCAUCUCAAGGAGCGGUCAACAGUCACCCCUUUCACUUCACUCGCGCUUCCAACAGCCUGUCACGCACGUGAACGCCCUCGCGCGCUUUACUCAACGCUCACGCAUACCGUCCUCGACCCUUCGCGACGAGCCAGACGUAGCACGCAGCCAUGGGUUUCCUCGAGGAGUUUGUCGGUCCCGCGACCGACAAGUUCUUGGGGCUCAGUCUGCGCGCCCAGAUUGGUGUUGGUCUCGGCGGAUUCAUCUUCUUCUCAGUCCUCAUCAACGUCCUCAACCAGAUCCUGUUCAAGAACCCCAACGAGCCUCCGAUGGUCUUCCACUGGUUCCCCAUCAUUGGCAGCACAAUUACAUAUGGCAUAGACCCUCCUCGCUGGUUCAAGCAGCAGCGCGAGAAGUAUGGCGAUAUCUUCACCUUUGUCCUUCUCGGCAAGAAGACCACGGUUUACCUUGGCCCCGCCGGCAACGAGUUCAUUCUGAACGGCAAGAUCAAGGACGUCUCGGCUGAGGAGAUCUAUACGGUUCUUACAACCCCUGUGUUUGGCAAGGACGUCGUAUAUGACUGCCCGAACUCCAAGCUCAUGGAGCAGAAGAAGUUCAUGAAGAUUGCUCUUUCCACUGCCGCUUUCCAACGCUACGUUCCCAUCAUCACCGCCGAGGUCGACGACUACUUCAAGCGCUCGGCCGACUUCAAGGGCAAGUCUGGAAUCGUCAACAUUCCCAAGAGCAUGGCCGAGCUCACCAUCUUCACCGCUUCCCACACUCUGCAAGGCAGCGAGGUCCGCAGCAAGUUCGACGAGAAGGUUGCCGCUUUGUACCACGAUCUCGACAUGGGUUUCAGCCCCAUCAACUUCGCUCUCUACUGGGCCCCUCUCCCCUGGAACGCGCGCCGUGACCACGCUCAGAGAACUGUCGCCAAGAUCUAUAUGGACGUCAUCAAGCAGCGCCGGGCUGCUGGUGCCACCGAGACCGAGGACAUGAUGUGGCACCUGAUGAACUCUACCUACAAGAACGGCACCCCAGUCCCCGACCACGAGGUCGCCCACAUGCUGAUUGCGCUUUUGAUGGCUGGACAGCACUCGUCUUCUUCCACUAGCUCGUGGAUCUGCCUCUGGCUCGCCGCCCGUCCUGAUGUCAUGGAGGCCCUAUACCAGGAGCAGAUUGAGGUUCUUGGUGCCGAUCUCCCCCCUUUGACGUACGAGAAUCUGCAGAAACUGUCCCUCAACCAGGCUGUCCUCAAGGAGACCCUCAGACUUCACGCUCCCAUCCACUCGAUCAUGCGCGCCGUCAAGUCCCCCAUGCCUGUUCCCAACACACGCUACGUCAUCCCCACCAACCACACUCUCCUUGCUGCGUCCGGUGUCUCCGCCUCAGACCCCAAGUACUUCCCUGAGCCUGACUUGUGGGAGCCAACGCGCUGGGACAAGGACUCGCCGAUCGCCCCUUCCUCUGCCAUCCAGGCUUCUGGUGAGGACGAGGAGAAGAUCGACUACGGCUAUGGUCUGGUCAGCAAGGGCGCCAACUCCCCGUACCUGCCCUUCGGUGCCGGCCGUCACAGGUGCAUUGGUGAGCAGUUUGCUGGUGUGCAGCUGCAGACCAUUACGGCUAUGCUUGUGCGCAAGUUCAAGUUCUCCAACCCGGACGGCACCACCGGCAAGGUCAUUGGCACCGACUACCAGUCUCUUUUCUCGCGGCCCUUGGAGCCUGCCAACAUCCGCUGGGAGAAGCGUGACGAGUAGAGGUUGGUACAAGGUGCUUGGGCCUGUAUUGCGAUGAGACAACGAUAAUUGCUUAAUUUUGGAGUAUUUUCGUGUAACAUAUGUAGGGAGUGUCUCUUUGGGAGAGGAGAAUACUUGGGAGCAAAGAAGGCGAUGCGACACACUAUAGAUGAAGGGCAGAGAGCCCCGUGGCCUCCCGUCAUUCUUGACGAGCGGAGGUCUAGACACGCAUACAAUUAUUAAUAGUAUUAUAAGCUAAUCAAGAACAAGAUGCGAUACAUGCCUUGUGCUUUUUCCUGGAGGUCUGACGGUCACGUAAUUAGUCUUUGCAUUACCUCUGUGA
Molecule: messenger RNA, 2228 nt
Organism: Microdochium trichocladiopsis
Lineage: Eukaryota; Fungi; Ascomycota; Sordariomycetes; Xylariales; Microdochiaceae
Product: eburicol 14a-demethylase
Exons: 3
Coding region: 320-1906 (528 amino acids)
Biological process (GO): ergosterol biosynthetic process
Molecular function (GO): iron ion binding; oxidoreductase activity, acting on paired donors, with incorporation or reduction of molecular oxygen; heme binding
Source: RefSeq, a predicted model, not a curated record